CACUGUGCAUACAACAUACACAAAAUACAAUUUGAAAUAUGUGCACAAUAUACUCUCAGUACCCUUAUAAGGACAUAUUUGUACUUUAUACUCAAAAAGGUGCACCCUACAUUAGUACCUUAGAGUACCAAUAUGUACCUUAAUGUACAACUAUGAAAACUUUUCAUCUUAACUUUUCAACUUAAAUCAUUUUACCCCCAAAUCAUAUAUUUAAAAGUGUCUACUAAAUGCAUAGAUUGUUGUGUGUUUGUGAGUGACACAGAUGAUGGGCCAUUUUAGCUGAAACCAUGUCACCCAUUUUACCUCAGUGGGUUAAGGUAAAUAGGGCCGCCAAGAAAAACAUAACUUUUUCAAAAAAUAUAUUCCUAUUCCAAACUAACAACAUUAUUUCUGAUUGAUGAUGUAACUGUCAAAAGACAUGUUUUUCAAAGAUAUGUAUAUUAUUUUUGUUUGUUUAAACAGUCUAAUCAAUUUGAGUUCAUUUAUUGUUUAAAAGUAGAGAAUGUGCUCCCUUAGAAAGUUUAAUGUCAUGGGUUCUUUAAGAAAGAGUUAAUAUCGAAGUGUAACAGGUCAUAUGACCAGGUUGAGUUGAACGCGGGACCGCUGCAUUAUGGGUUGAAGAAACAUGGAUGCAGAGUAAUGUUAAUGGUAUACAGAGCCUGGAAAAGAGUAACCUUUAUCUGCAUGGUCUAAGAGGGCGCACACGUUUUCACGGUGUCUGCUGGAAAGAGACAGAGACAUAGAGACAAAUAAAAAGCAAAAAAGGACAUCUGUAUGAAGCAUGGCUCAUUUCAUUAGACCAGUGCAGCUACAGUGAAAACGUAACGCCAGCAAAGCCGACGCGCCAAAUGUGGAACGGUACCCGUCGGAUCUGAAGAGAAAGCAACAUCGCGGCUGCUGGAGCAUCGCGUACAGAAAAGACAUCGUAGAAAAGGAAGAAUCAAGAUCGCGGAACCAUUGCGCGGUCAGAGAUUGCGUCAGAGAAGAGACUUCCCCUUUCACAGUUGUCACAGCCAAGGAAAGUACCGCGACGCAAACAGUAGACGGCGACAUACAUCCGUCUAGACUACAGUCUUACAAGUAUCCUUCCUACAGGCUUCAGAGUACAGUGUUUAUUUAAUCGUUGUUUGAAGCACAAUAGUUCUGCUUUGCAGUUAACUUCAGGUUUGACUGUGCUACGUCUACAUCUAUAUGGACAUUAAAAAAAAGAGAAGAAAAGUAAAGUUUUAUAAAUAUAUUGCUUUAAUUGAUUUAUGCUUUAGCUUUGACAUUGUUGUGAAUGGUGAGUGAAUGGUGAUCUGAGAGUAAUAGUUAAGUAACCGUGUACUAAAGUGUUUUUGGUAAACAUUUACAAUGUCAGUCUAUGGAGGAAAAUCACAAUGUGGUGAAUCAAGUGAGCAAAUAGAGACCAUGCAAGCAGAGUUGAUUAGGUUAAAUGAACAAUUGAAAUCUCAAAGUAAUGAUGUUGAAAGGGAAAAAUUAGAGUCACUCAUAGGUGAUGUUCAUUCUAAAAUACAGUCACUUCAAACAGCAAUGACAGAACCUAUUCCUUCCAUUCAAGAACAGAUGAACCCAGGAAAUCCUCACGAGAGAGAAAGUUAAAUCCAAAAAAUGCAGGAGCUUAAGCAGCAAGAAGUUUCUCAAAAGGAGAGUAAAUUCAUCAAGUUGUAUGAAAGCUGGAAAGACCAAGUUAAAGCUACACAUACCAAACUUAAGGGUGAGUGCUCUGACCAAGACUUAAGUGACCUGAUGGACAGUGUAGAGGGAAUGGAAAGUCAAGUUAAAAAUGUGUAUGAACUUAUAAGAUCUCAAUCAGUUCCUUCUACUGAGAUUAGAAGAAAAAUGGAUUCCUGUACAGCAGUGACUGCAGAUUUGAUGGGGCUGAUGAAAGUGCGUAUGAGUGAAGUGGGGUAAGAGGAAUUUGAUUCUAAUGCAGAAGAUGCAAGACUACAAGCUCCAAGUCUAUUCGUAGUCACCGUUCAAGCUCCUCAAUAGAUCAGUAAAGUAUCACUGCAAAAAGAGCAGAGUGCGCCGCACAGUUGGCUGCAAAGCAGGCAGAGAUAAAAAUGGAAGAGGCUAUUGCUACUCAAAGGCUAGAACUUAAAAGACUGGAGAAUCAGAGAGAUCUUCAGGUUAUAGCUGCAAAGCUCAAGGUAUACUCUGAAGCUGACUCAGGUGAGUCAUGUAAUGAUAGUAUAGCAGCAAGCAGUGAUUUAGCCAGUUGUCCUGUAGUGUCUUCUAAGGAAAUUAAAAAAGAACAAGCAUGCAAGAAUGAUAACAAGGAACAAAAAGACCAUAGUAAUGGUGAAGCAUCAAUAGUACAAGCCUUACAUGACACAAUGGUUCUCAGUAGACUUCCUGCACCUGAGCCCUCAGUUUUCAUAGGAGACCCACUUAAGUUCUUAGAGUGGAGAACAAGUUUCAAGGCAUUAUAAGAGUGGCGAUGCACAAAUCCAGCUGAUAAGUUGUUCUACCUACAAAAAUAUGUCAGUGGAGAGGCCCAGUCUGUAUUGGAAGGAAGCUUCUACAGAAAGGAUGAUGAAGCCCAUGAUCAAGCAUGGGAAGCACUGAAUUCUCGGUAUGGCCAUCCAUUUGUAAUCCAGCGUGCAUUUAGAGAAAAACUGAAUGACUGGCCUAAGAUAAGCUCGAGAGAGUCAGUUAAACUGAGACAAUUUAGUGAUUUUCUGACAGCCUGUAGCAAUGCCAUGCCACACAUUAAAGGGCUUCAGGUGUUAAAUGACUGUGAGGAGAAUCAGAAAAUGCUACAAAAACUCCCUGAUUGGCUGACAUCUCGUUGUAAUCGGCAUGUAACAAUGCAGCUGAAACAAUUGGAGGAAUACCCUACUUUCAAGGAGUUUGCUGAUUUCGUGGCACAAGAAGCAGAAAUAGCAUGCAGCCCUGUAACAUCCUUUCAUGCCCUCAAGCUCACUCAAGAGAAGCCAUCUAGAGAGGUUAAGCGCUCAAAGGCAAAUGCAUUCAUCACUAAUGUGAAAGCGUCAGAUAAAUCAAGAAUAGUGUCAAAGACAUACAUUGUUGGAGUAAGCAACUCAGUGGAUUCAAACCGAUCCGACAAAGUCACCACUGUGCCUUCAGUUUCAAACCCAGUCACUUGUAGGUAUUGUGAGGAAAGCCACUCCAUCCACAAAUGCCAAACGUUUGCCAGUAAGCCUGUGGAGGACAAAAGGAAGUUCAUAUUAGACAAUAACCUGUGCUUUGGCUGUCUUAGGAAAGGACACAACUCCAAGGAUUGCAAGAGUAAAGCUACUUGUAGUGUAUGCAAGAAACAUCAUCCAACACCACUUCAUGAAGACCGCCCUUCUUCUACAGCAGUCACAUUUUCUCAUGCUAUACAAGCAGAACAAAACACAUCUUCACUUUCCUGUUGUGUAGACAGUGGCGAUGGUGGGAGUACAUCAAUGAUAGUGCCUAUAUGGAUUUCUUCAACUUCCACACCUGAAAGGGAGAUCUUAGUUUAUGCCCUUCUGGAUACACAGAGCAGCAACACCUUCGUGGAUCAAGAGGUAUGUGAGAGGAUGGGGGCAGUUUCAGAGCCAGUCAAGUUAAAGCUUACAACAAUGAUGGGAAAGGAUUCCAUUGUUCAGAGUGAAAGAGUUAGUGGGCUCAGAGUUAGGGGCUUUACCUCUCAUGGCUUAAUCAGUUUGCCAACUGCCUAUACUAGAGACUUCAUUCCACUUGAACGCUCCCACAUUCCUACUCCUGAAACUGCUAGAAGAUGGAAUCAUCUGAAUGAAAUUGCUCAGGAAAUUCCAAUGCUGCUGGAUUGUGAAGUCGGACUUCUGAUUGGUUACGAUUGCUCAAGAGCUUUGGCACCACGCCAAGUCAUGACAGGAGGUGAUGACGAACCAUAUGCCAUCAGGACAGACUUGGGUAAGAGCAUAGUUGGCUCUUCACCUAAGAUUGCAAAGUCAACUGAAGUUACAGGCCUGUGCCAUCGUGUAUCUGUUAAGGAACUCCCAAAUCUGACACCUACUUCAAUCAUCAGAGCCCUUGAAUCAGACUUUGGAGAUACAAAUCCAAGGGAAAGGAGCAUAUCACAAGAUGAUAUACAGUUCAUGCAACUUAUGAAUGAGAAAAUUCACAAGAACUCAGAGGGACACCUUGAGAUGCCCCUCCCCUUUAAGACACGCCCACAGUUACCUGAAAAUAAGCAGCUGGCUCUGGUGCGAUUGAAGCGCCUGAAAGGAAAAUUUGAGAAAGACCCAAAAUUCAAGAAUGGGGAUGCGGAGAGAGCUGAACACCAACCUAAAGAAGGAAAUGUCUGGUACAUUCCUCACCAGGGAGUAUAUCACCCUAGAAAGCCAGAGAAGAUAAGAGUUGUGUUCGAUUGCUCUGCCAAAUAUGAUGGCACCGCAUUAAAUGAUCACUUGUUAGCUGGGCCGGAUCUCACUAACGGGCUAACAGGGGUACUUUGCAGGUUUCGCAAAUAUCCAAUAACAAUUAUCUGUGAUGUAGAAAGAAUGUUCCACAGGUUCCAUGUAAGCCAGGAAGACAGAGAUUACUUACGGUUCCUGUGGUGGAAAAAUGGCGAUACAAACACCGAGCCAAAGGAGUAUCACAUGAAAGUCCAUCUUUUUGGAGCAGCAUCCUCUCCUGGCUGCGCGAAUUAAGUAUCUUGCAUGUCAAAACA
Molecule: messenger RNA, 4648 nt
Organism: Carassius auratus (goldfish)
Lineage: Eukaryota; Metazoa; Chordata; Actinopteri; Cypriniformes; Cyprinidae
Exons: 2
Coding region: 2706-4628 (640 amino acids)
Molecular function (GO): nucleic acid binding; zinc ion binding
Source: RefSeq, a predicted model, not a curated record